Molecule: messenger RNA, 920 nt
Organism: Mangifera indica (mango)
Lineage: Eukaryota; Viridiplantae; Streptophyta; Magnoliopsida; Sapindales; Anacardiaceae
Product: remorin-like
Exons: 5
Coding region: 148-750 (200 amino acids)
Source: RefSeq, a predicted model, not a curated record
UCAACUUACAGUUAACUCCAACUUCUAAUCCCAACUGUAUACCUUAACCUACGCCACUCUCUGCCAACUUUCUUCUUGAUUUCUCUUCAAUUCUCUCCUCACCUUCCUUUUCUCUUCUCCAAAUUUAGCAACAACUUGCAGAAAGGCAUGGCCGAAGAAGAACCAAAGAAGAUUGAAACCGAGGCACCAGCUGAGCCACCUGCUCCAGUUACGGGGCCGCCUGCUGAAGCUCCCAAAGAUAUCGCCGAGGAGAAAGCUGUAAUUCCAAUUCCACCUCCACCUCCACCUGCUGAAGAGAAGCCCCAGGACUCCAAAGCUCUUGCUGUUGUUGAAAAGGCUUCUGAACCUGGUGAGGAGAAAAGUACAGAGGGGUCUGUCAAUAGAGAUACUGUGCUUGCAAGAGUUGAAACACAGAAGAGGAUUUCGCUGAUCAAAGCGUGGGAAGAUAGUGAGAAGUCCAAAGCAGAGAACAAAGCUCAUAAAAAGCUAUCCGCCAUUGUUUCGUGGGAGAACAGCCGAAAAGCAUCUGUAGAAGCUGAGCUAAAACAUAUUGAGGAAAAACUGGAGAAGAAAAAGGCACAGUAUGCGGAGAAAAUGAAAAACAAGAUGGCACUGAUUCACAAGGCAGCUGAAGAAAAGAAAGCAAUGGUUGAAGCUAAGAAAGGAGAAGAUCUUCUCAAAGCAGAGGAGACAGCUGCAAAAUAUCGUGCCACUGGAACUGCCCCUAAGAAGCUCCUUGGUUGUUUUUGAGGCUAAAAUCCUGAAAGGUCAGAUUGAAGAAUUAAAUUAUAUGUAUAUGCUCUUUGAAGAACAUUCAUUUGUUAACUAGUUUUGGUGUUUGGUUUAUGGUGUGUUCCUCUGUAUAUACAAUUUGUGAGAAUUAUUGAAUUCGUAUGAAAGAAGUUUGAUAUAUUGUUGUA